AUUUUAUUCAACGUAUUCACUUAUAUAUAUAUAUAUAUAUAGAUAUAUAUAUUACUACUACUACUACUACUAUUAUUAUUAUUAUUGAAUAUCUCUCUCUUUCAAAAUGAUGAGCUUUGAAGAUAUCGUUGAUAUGGAUUGUCGGUCUUCUUCACCUUUACAACAACAAACUACAUCUACUACUGAUUCUACUUCUUCAUCUUGUACCAAUGACUCUUCUGCAUCAACUAAUUCAACCAGCUUAGAUGAACAACCAUCUUCUACUUCACAUCUUACCGCACAUUUGGCGGAUACAAGUUUAUUUGGUAACAACAACAAUUUACCUGAUACUGUUUCACCUGAAUCCUUGAUGAAGCCUCCUAUGUUAAGUGAUACAUCCAAUACUACUACAAACAAUGUCUUGUCGUCAUCUAACAACAAUAACAACAACAACAACAAAAAUACCUCUUUAUCUGAUUCAACCACUUUAUCUUCCUUAUCAUCAUCACUCAACAAUGUCUCUCCCAUGAAUGAAGAAGAAACAAAAGUGAAAGAUAUCAAGAAAACUAGUGGUGGCUCAUCAAGGCGUGACUCUUUAGUAGAUGAAAUUGGAUCUUUGGAGGCCUAUGCUGAAUCAGAUGGAAUUGAUAUCAAAAAGUUAACACCCAAAGAACGACGACAAUUACGAAACAAGAUCUCUGCUCGCAAUUUCCGAGUACGAAGAAAAGAAUAUAUCACUACUUUGGAACAACAAGUCAGUGACCACAAGAAACAUGCUGAAAACUUGGUGGAACAAUUGGAUAAGAUUGAAAAUGAAAACAAGCAGUUACGUCAACAAGUGGAUUCUUUAAAACGACAAAACCUUUUACUACAACAACAACAACAACUUCAACCUCAAGUUUGCUGAAGCAUGGAAAUUCAAUGUUGUUGAUGGAUGAUUUAUAUUUUCUC
This is a messenger RNA of Halteromyces radiatus, 930 nucleotides long. RefSeq lists its product as uncharacterized. Bases 107 to 886 code for a protein of 259 amino acids. Gene Ontology annotation, molecular function: DNA-binding transcription factor activity. The transcript has 3 exons. Gene Ontology annotation, biological process: regulation of DNA-templated transcription. Lineage: Eukaryota; Fungi; Mucoromycota; Mucoromycetes; Mucorales; Cunninghamellaceae. The record is from RefSeq and is a predicted model, not a curated record.